AUGUUAGAUCCCGUCAAUCACAGCCGAGACCCGCUGUCUGCAACCGACGACCCUGCGAAUCUUCUGAGCAACCUGCAAAGCCGCGCACGAUCGUUGUUGGAUGAGUUUAGAGCCUAUCAAGCACAUCUCAAGUCUUACAACAAGCAGCAUGAAGUGGAACUGAGAAUUUUCAGACGCGGAGUUGAGUCUGAAGUAAAGAGCUUGGAGAGAAUCACACAGAAAUCCACGCUCGCGAGCGAAAAGGGCUCAGCUUUUCAAGAGAAGGAAGUGGAAAAAUCACCCCAGUUGCACGCUUUACGGAGCUCGAAUCUGUCAUUCUUCGAAGCAGUCUGGGACGUUGCAAAGUCGAGUCAUGCCAUUACCGCCUUGGGAAAGAAGAUAUAUUUCCCUCUCGCCAAAACGCGGAACAAAGAGGGACCUAAUGAUGCCAUCUCAACUUGCAAACCGCAUCCUCCGAAGGGCAUGGUUCUUGUUGAUAUCGUAACCGACAACGGUUUGGAGUGGAUCAAAGUCUCAACUAUCAGCGAAAAACGGUUGCUCUUUGAGAUGGCCAAGGAAGGGUGGGAAUCCUAUGCAGAUUUUAGCGAUGACAGUGGAACGGACAAUGAAGAGGGAUCUUCUAAGAGAAAUACCAGCAAACUUGAGCUAGUGCGGCUUGCCGAAGAACUGCAGGCUGCGUCAAAGGGAGUCAGGGUACAUUUUCGAUAUGUACAUGUCCGUUUCGUUCUCCCUAACGUCCAUGAGGGCGUGCUUGAUGAUGUGGACGAGUUUCUGGCCGACCUCAGAGCAACGGGUGUUGCUGUCCAAUGUGGGCUCUCCCCAAAAGACACAUAUACAAUCAAGCAGAUUCCCAACUUUGAUCGAAUGCUGCCUGCAAUAGCACCAGUGCCUCUGACUGACACGAUCAACAUCGACUGUACCAUUCUCCUGGCCCUGAUAUCGGACAUAUCUCACCUGCGGCGGCGAGACAUGUCGGCGGGAUGCAAUCCUACUUCCUCGACAUUCCACAAAGCUAUUCAGAGGCAAAUCGAAUCCGAGGAAUGUCACCCGCUUCUGCCGGAAGAGAUAUAUUCUGUACUGUCCGGUCGGGCUCUCGAAUGUACGGCUCAUGCAGCACAAAGAAUGCGUGAGAUCGUCCAGUGUAUGGGUACUACGAGCGAAAGAACCCGCGCAGAUAUUGUCCUUGGUGAAGGACCUUUCGGGGGACAACCAAGUUCAGGUUUACGCCGGGCUUUUGCUGAACAUUCUAUACAUGCUGUGCCGGAUCAGAUACAAUUUCCUAUCAAGGUCGUUGAUUUCGGUGCAGACGGGCUUUUCUCUCCGCGCAGGAACGAUUCCAGCCAGGCGGCUCUGAGAUGCAACGACUUCACCUUUUCGAUUGCUAGCCGGGUGGUAUCCGUGAUGCCUCUUACAGCCAUAAAUUCUUCUGUCUUCCUGUACGGGUGGGUUCGACGCAUUGUCACACUUACAAGCAAUCGAGCUGUUGCGACUGGCCUUCUCAAGACGAUCAAUGAGCUGCUUGACGAGCACGAAGAGGACGAGUCCGCAGGCAUUGACGCUAGCGAAAGCUUUGUCGGUCCACAUAUCUACAUUUGCGACACUGCACGGAGUUUGGUUGGGAAGACCAAGAGUAAACCAACAGAACAGCCAUGUGUCGAGCACAGCCCUCCUGAUGAAGGUGAUUCGUAG
This is a messenger RNA of Exophiala xenobiotica, 1689 nucleotides long. RefSeq lists its product as uncharacterized. Bases 1 to 1689 code for a protein of 562 amino acids. The record is from RefSeq and is a predicted model, not a curated record. Lineage: Eukaryota; Fungi; Ascomycota; Eurotiomycetes; Chaetothyriales; Herpotrichiellaceae. The transcript has a single exon.